AUGCCAAUCACAACUACCAGCAACCCCCUCCGUCUCCCCCCAUCCAACGCCGUCCACUGGCUCCAACACCCCCCCAACCUCCUCGCCGCCAACCCCUCCGGCGUGACUCACACCCAACACUCUCCCAGCACGUACAUCAUCACGCUCUCGAUCCCGGUGCUAUGGUUCUUCUCGUUCACAGUGACGACGGAGGCUGUGUUUGAGAACUGCGUUGACGGGGUGUUUGUAGUUACGAAGACAGGCGGGGUGCGGACGAGUAGUGAGUGGAAGGUGGUGGCGGUGGGGGAAGAGGGGGAGGAGGUGUGUGUGGUGAGUGAGGUGUUUAGAGUUUUGGAGUGUUGGUGGGGAGCGGGGUGGUUUGUGAGGUGGACGGCGGGGAGGGAGCAUGUAGUGUUGAUGGAGAGGGUGGAGGCGGGGUUGCGGGCGGCGGGGGAGAGUAAGAAGGUGAGGUAG
This is a messenger RNA of Morchella importuna, 453 nucleotides long. RefSeq lists its product as uncharacterized. The transcript has a single exon. NCBI's taxonomy places the organism in Eukaryota, Fungi, Ascomycota, Pezizomycetes, Pezizales, Morchellaceae. Bases 1 to 453 code for a protein of 150 amino acids. The record is from RefSeq and is a predicted model, not a curated record.